UACACCGUAGGCACAGCUACGGGAGCAAUGUUUGGGGUCUUGCUCAUGGACACAUCGACAUGCGACUACCGGAGCCGGGGGUCGAACCGCUGAUCUUCUGAUUGAGCCCCUGCUCUCCACUUAGCCCCAGUCGCCCCUGGAUGGUGGGUGGGGGGGGACUGGUGCUUCCGCGUGCAUAGUGCGGGUAAUCUCUCCUGAAUUUGUUUACAGAACGUUAAAGACUGGGAUGAGGAACUCUGGUGUGUUUUCUGUCUUUCUUUCUCAUCAGUUAAUGUUAUGCUAUGAUUCCACAAACAGUAGGUGGCGGUAUGUAAUUACAGUUUGUUAGCGAUCCGCCAUUAAACAGACAGAAGAAGAAUAAUAAUAGCGAGGAGGAGGAAGAAUACGAAUACGGAGGAGAAGAAGAAAACAAAUUAAUAAUAAUAAUAACUGGGGUCUUGCUUUUUACGCUUACAAUUCAAAAUGUCAGAUGACAAUACAUCUGUAAACGACACGGUCGAGCUCGCUGGUGGAGAUGGAGAGAUUAAAGAGCCUUUGUGUGAAUCGGAGCAGGGGCUUAAACCUGCGACGACACCGGAGGACAACAAGACUCCCUCCUCCAGAUUUCUGCAGGUUGAACUGGAGCUGAGCGCCCACCUCCGUCGGCUCACCUUCAGCGAGCCGGUCCGGUACAUCUACAACCCGCUGGAGUACGCAUGGGACACCCACCGCUGCUACGUGGAGAAGUUCUGUCAGGGCGGACAAACGAUCCUGUUUUUAGGGAUGAAUCCAGGACCCUUCGGCAUGGCACAGACCGGGGUCCCCUUUGGUGAAGUAAGGUCAGUUGUGGAUUGGCUGAAGAUCACAGGGGAGGUCGGUCAUCCUCCUGACGAGCACCCAAAGCGGCGGAUCACCGGACUGGCCUGCACUCAGAAGGAAGUGAGCGGAGCACGUUUCUGGGGCUUCUUCCAGAAGUUGUGUGGUGAACCAGAACCGUUCUUCAAGCACUGCUUCGUGCACAAUCUAUGCCCGCUCAUUUUCAUCGGUGCCAGUGGGAAGAAUUUAACCCCCCCUGAGCUGCCAGCAGGUGAACGAGAGGCCCUCCUCGCCCUGUGUGACACUGCACUGUGCCAGGCGGUGGAGGCACUGGGCAUCACCAUGGUCAUCGGGGUUGGAAGGGUGGCAGAGCAGCGGGCGCGGCGAGCUCUGUCAGCCGCAGGUGUCAACGUGCAGGUCGAGGGCAUCAUGCAUCCGUCACCCAGGAACCCGCAAGCCAAUAAGGGCUGGGAAGAAGUUGCCAAAGCCAAGCUGGCCAAACUUGGUGUCUUGUCGUUGCUGAGCAACAUGUGAGCUAGUCGACCUUCUCUGAUUUUAAUAGCAGCAUGGAGAGAAUCAGUGACUGUGUGAUUUGAUCAAUGGGUCCAUGUACUACUAAAGUACAGACUCGCAUUUCUCCUCGCAGCUCAGUGUGUGUCUGAGCUGCUCUAUGGAGUACUCGUAAUACACUAAGGCCUUCCACGUCUGCCGUCACAGCUGCUGUAAACAUCUCUUUAGCAACAUUUUCUUCCUCUUCAAAGAUCCGUUCUUUUUGAGAUGGCUUUUCUUUAUGCGUUCGUGCACCAGGCUGCCUAAACACUAAUGUUAGUAUCAGCUGCUCUGAUAUAUUAUCAAGUUUAUAGUCAGAUUGUAAGAUCAGGGUGUUGCUAACAAUUCAGAGUUGCUGACGAGUAACUGCAUUAAUUAAACCUCUGAAUGUUAUAGUUUGGGGGGAAAGCCCGAAACCAAAGUAAACAAUUGUCAUUAUAACUUUUCUUCCUCCAAAAAGGGAUCCAUAAAGAAAUAGUUCUCAGGAAGAAAAGCACUGUAGCUUUUGAAUGGUGACAUUACAGAGACAUCUAUUUGUCAACAUACAGUUAAGUAUUGUUCAUGCAAUAUAUAUUUUUAAUUAUCAUUUUAUUUGUUGAUGUUUACACUCAGAUUUUAUCCACAAUUUGAACAAUUCUGUGUAUUUCUGGGAUCAGCCAUCUUGCAGUUCAAAUAAACAACAAUAAUGAAAUAUGAA
Anarrhichthys ocellatus (wolf-eel) is the source of this 2041-nucleotide messenger RNA. Its product is annotated as single-strand selective monofunctional uracil DNA glycosylase. Gene Ontology annotation, biological process: base-excision repair. Bases 463 to 1329 code for a protein of 288 amino acids. The record is from RefSeq and is a predicted model, not a curated record. The transcript has 2 exons. Gene Ontology annotation, molecular function: single-strand selective uracil DNA N-glycosylase activity; oxidized pyrimidine nucleobase lesion DNA N-glycosylase activity. NCBI's taxonomy places the organism in Eukaryota, Metazoa, Chordata, Actinopteri, Perciformes, Anarhichadidae.